Molecule: messenger RNA, 1152 nt
Organism: Heterostelium album PN500
Lineage: Eukaryota; Evosea; Eumycetozoa; Acytosteliales; Acytosteliaceae
Gene: carB
Product: G-protein-coupled receptor
Exons: 2
Coding region: 1-1152 (383 amino acids)
Biological process (GO): cell surface receptor signaling pathway; adenylate cyclase-activating G protein-coupled receptor signaling pathway
Cellular component (GO): plasma membrane
Molecular function (GO): G protein-coupled receptor activity; cAMP binding
Source: RefSeq, a predicted model, not a curated record
AUGGGUUUUGAUUCAUCAGAAUAUAAUCCUGAUAAUAUCACAGCAGGAACAGUAUUGGUAGAUCCAAUGACACAAAUAGAAAUAGAUCUUUUAUAUUCAGUUUUGUUGUUGGCAGAUAUCACAUCAAUUAUCGGUACCUUUAUUGUAUUAAUUGGUUUUUGGAGACUGAAACUUUUGAGAAAUCACGUGACUAGAGUCAUCUCUUGUUUUUGUCUGACAUCAUUCCUGAAAGAUUUAAUGUCAAUGACCCUAACACUUACAGAUUCCGCUCAAUACGGUGGUUUUCCAUGUUAUUUAUAUUCCAUUGUAAUUACCUAUGGUAGUCUAAGUUGUUGGUUAUGGACACUUUGUUUAGCUAUUAGUAUUUAUUUAAUGAUUGUAAGAAGAUAUCCAGAACCAGAGAAAUUGGAGAGAUAUUAUUUCUUUGUUUGUUGGGGAUUACCUUUGAUCAGUACAAUUAUAAUGUUGUCAAAGGAUUUGGUACAUUUCCUUGGAAAUUGGUGUUGGAUAGGUGAACAAUACACUCCAUAUAGAUUUGCUUUGUUCUAUGUACCGUUCUUUAUUAUUUUCGGUGUUUCUGCCAUUCUUGUUGGACUUACCUGUCACUACACCUACCAGGUGAUUCACAAUGGCGUCUCUGACAACAAAGACAAGCAUAUCACCUAUCAAUUCAAACUGGUCAACUAUAUCAUUGUGUUUUUGGUGUGUUGGAUAUUCGCCGUCAUCAAUCGUAUCCUGAAUGCAAUCGGUCUGUUCCCAUAUGCUUGUAAUCUUCUGCAUACCUAUCUCAGUCUCUCGCAUGGUUUCUACGCAUCGGUUGCCUUUAUCUACAAUAAUCCACUGAUGUGGCGUUUCAUUGGUUCCAAAUUCAUCCGAUUAUUCACCAUAUUCGGUUUCUGUGUGGAGACUGCCAAACGCUUGGAGAAAAACAAGAACAACAACAAUCCAUCGCCGUACAGCUCCAGUCGUGGUCCAACCAUUACCAAACUAUCGAAUAACUCUGGUAUAGAAAUGGAGUCGUCCUCCUACGACGACUACAACGCUGACGGACCGGAAGGUGCCGAUAACCUUAGAACCUCCCCACCUCUGCCACCACCCGUUUCUCUUUCUGGUGACGAUGAUAUUCCAGAGGAUGGAAAUGCCAAUGCCUAG